This is a messenger RNA of Carassius carassius (crucian carp), 2381 nucleotides long. RefSeq lists its product as uncharacterized. The coding region runs from base 94 to 2112 and encodes 672 amino acids. The transcript is spliced from 5 exons. The record is from RefSeq and is a predicted model, not a curated record. Lineage: Eukaryota; Metazoa; Chordata; Actinopteri; Cypriniformes; Cyprinidae.
AUUCCCACUGAGGUUUAGCCAGAAGAUAUUAAGUGAGGGCAUUAGAAGACAAGCUGUUGAUUACUCUGUGUUUUUGGGGUGCUUUAUUUAACAAUGGAUUUCACAUACUGCAUAAGGAUUCACUUAGCUUUGUUUCCUGCUUAUGUAAUCUGUUUGGGGAGUUAUGAAGGGAGCAUGCCAACCACUGAUUUGCAAAGAGUUUCAGCACGCACUUUCCCCGUGAUUGGCCCUGAGGGGAAACAAAUGGGAAACCGGAACGAUCCUGCUUCCAGUUCUGCUGGCCUGCCCCACCGUCAAGGAAGUUAUGACAACAGCUUGUUUGUGGGAUCAAAUUCAGAAGAUUGUCAGACUUGUGCUAGAAGUGAUAAUCAAGACAAUCAUAUGAUAGGCUAUAAGCCCUCUGCUUCUGAUCUUAAAUAUUACUUGUCAGGUUUUGGUCCACCCUCUGUUAAACACGAGUCUCGCACAGCUGCUGAUGCCUUCAAAAAUGUGCAGCCUGGUAGCCGCUUAGCUUCUACCUCAUCUAGGAGUGGGUUCACCUCGGUGAGAAACCUAAAUGUACCUGAACCAAACCCCUUAAAACCAUCUAGAGGUGUAUCUAGUUACAGGGUGGCUGAAACUCCAGGAUCUAACAAGAUGUUAGCAGUAAAGCCUCCUAAAAAAACACAUGGCCAUGUGGAGUUGAACUCUGAGGUUCCUAGAAACCUAUUUUCAAGAGGCCCAAACACUGGAUCAAACUCCUUCUCAAGUCCGGUUUCCCAACAGUAUAGUUCAUCUGUGGGGAGCCAGAGUACUCACAAACUCCAGACAGCUGGUAGCAGUUAUGGACCAUUGCUGAAGGGGUUUAAGUACACUGAGGCCAAGCCUUCGGUUGUUAGCUCAGGGCCAAUCUUUUUAGUUCAAGGUGGAGGAUAUGCUCAAGGUCUUGGUAGCUAUAGUGGGCAACCAGAUUCAGUGAAACCACCUGGAGUUCCCAGGCACGUUGACCCCUAUCGGGCUAGUCAGACCUCUAGCGAUACUGGAUUGACUCCCAGCAGUCAGGGCAAAUCCUGGAAUAAGCCUCUUCACUAUUCCAUGAGUGGAACUCAAUACAAUCUCAGUCCUGAGCCGAGAGAACCUUCCAAAAAUGAUUGUAGGGACAAUGACGCUAGUGCUUCAACGGCCAGCACUGGUGGGGUUCUUCUCGAGGCUUCAGAAAGUGCUCAGAGAUAUAAGUUACCACCUCAAUAUGAAUCCACUCACCCCAAAUUCCAGCAGAACUACAACAUCCGUGGUCAACCUAAUCAAAUCAUUGAGCCCAUGUACCCCUCUCGAAGUGGGGCUCAACAUGAUGUGACUAAGUCCUUGUUUGCCAGUUCUGGUGCUAUCCUGAUGCAGGCGCCUGAAAAAGUUGAAGAUGGAGCAGAAUCCAGUAGACUCAAAGUUCAUACUAGCUCUCCAGAGCGUAAAGUACCAUUUGCCCCUGGUCAGACUGCUCCAUACAAACCUUUUCAAGUGAACCAGGAUUAUAGAAAACAGCCAGCCACUAGCACUUAUGCCAGCUCUUCCCAAACCGGGUCUCAGGCCUUCUCUUCUGUGAAGAGAACCCCAUACAUACCAAGUACAGUGCUGUCAAGGACCUCAAGUAAAUCAGGAUUCCGUGCCACUAAACCCACUAUUGCUAGAUCUGAGAUCAAUACAGUCCACGUGAGGCUUAAUAAACCACUCGCAAGCAGCUUUGGCAGUUUUCAGAACCAAUGGGCUUUUGGUGACAUUAGCCGUGGUGGUUUCCAAAGUUCCUUACCUCCAAGUUACCGUGGCCAGAGACCAGCUCAAAAUGUACAAAAGCAUGUUAGUUCUUCAGCCCCUUGUCCCGAAGGAGUCCAAAGCCAAUUCGGUGUAAAUCCAGAUGGCACCAGGCUCAUUACUGCCAUUCCAAGUGCGUUUGGCCAAGGUACCAUCCGAAGGAGUUCUCCUACACUUUCCAGCAGCUACAGACAAGGGGAGCAAAACCAGUAUCAAGUUAACCGUUUGGGUUCCUCUGCCUCUAAGUGUGAGGUGGCCCAGAAGAGCCCUGCAGGCUUUGGUCAACGGAGCCCAGUCAGAUUCCAGGAAGCGAACCUCUCCAUCUAGAAGCAGAGCUAAACGUCUGCUAUAAACCUUGAUAAGGGGUGUGUUUGGGAGGCUGUAAGUCAUCAGGCUCUGGUCUCUGCAAGGACUAUAGGAUGCUCCGACUGAUCUGCUGCGCUGCUGUUCAGUCCUGGCCAUUUAUGACUCUACUCUUGAAGCACCACCCUUUCAAAGGCUGUACAUUUACUGUUAAUAAAAAUGUCAAACCCACAAAGAGUUUACUUUCCAAAUUGUAACUUUUUAUAUUGUAAAUAAAGCUGAAUUUUCCUAGA